AUGGCGGUUAUCCGGUAUUACAGCGCACAACGAGGCCUAUCGCAGGCGGCUAUCAACAUCACCCUCCGGUCUCUCUCAAACAACGUCAAUCACAACUCGGUCUGGCGGACCUACGUACGCUGGUGCCCACAACGGGACAUUGAUCCCGUUCGCGCCGGCCAUUCAAUGGUUCUAAACUUCAUCACCGACGUUCAUUCCGAGAAGCGGCUCGCCAUCCGAACACUGCAAGGUUACCGCACGGCGAUCGCGAAUACACUGCAACACAUUACCGGCGACGACGCGCUCAUUAGCACCGCGCCCGAUAUACAACGAUUCUUCAAAGGCCUUGCACGCUCGAUCAAGCCCACGGAAAAGGCGUACAAAACCAUUUGGGAUCCAGCAACGCUAUGGAGACACAUCGCCCGCCGACCACGACUAGCCACGCUCGAAUGGCUUUCUUCGCAACUCGCCGUCGUCAUUAUGCUCACCAUGAAGUGUCGCCCCAAUCACCUUGCGACCCUCAUCCAUGCGCGCACCACCGGCAACUACCGCGUUAUCAACGACCCCCGCAUCAAACACACGCCAAAUCUCGACGUAGCUGAGCUCUACGACGCCCUCAUCGCCAUCCAGGGUACUCGCCGCGAUGGCAUCCAGGAGGUUUUCAUCAACCGACAGCACAACUCGCCAAUGGCAGCCGGAAGCAUCAGCCACCUCGUCAACGCCGUCCUCAGAGCCGCCGGCAUCGACGACGAAUUUACCCCGAAAUCCAUCACCCACGCCGUCACGACCGCGCAAACUCGCAGUGGACUCAGCGAGGAAACGAUCAAGAAGGGGCGUUGGGUACCCAAUUCCAGGGUUUUCCAAACGCAUUACACCAUCGGCAUCGACGAUAUUUACGCCGAGGCGUCCUCCUCCGAUAAUGAGCGCACCUACGACGAAUUCCUACGCGAUAUGGCGGCAAAUACGGCUUUAUCGACAAAUAAGCAACCUCCGAACGGAGUCCAUUCUGCUCUGGACGAGGAACGUAGUCCUCUAGAGUGUAUGGACGAGGAGGAGUCAUCUGUUCGGAUCAACACGCUGAUCCUAGCCAUUCAUUUCCUGGGUUUGAGCCAACGUCGCAUGGGGAAAUUCACCGAUGAACGCAAGCGGGAGCUGUGGGGGCAGUUUCUCAAUGUGAAUCAUCGAAAGAAGCUUGGUCUUAAAUUUGAUGGACCAAUCAGCACAAACGGGUAUUCCGCUACCAUCCACUUCAAGAAGCCAGGGUUCAAGUAUGGGCAUUGGGCCUGGAAGCGCAGCAAGGCCCAAAUGCGGGAAGAAGUCAAGCAGCUGUAUCUUGAGCACCACAUCGCCGAACUACGGGAGGCUCCAAACAUCGUCAGCAUUGAUCCGGGCAAGCGUGACCUCUUGUUCUGUCGAGACAUCAAGAAGGAGCGGCCAUUUAGAUACACAUCCAAUCAACGGGCCGUCGAGACAAGGUCUCGGUACUUUCGAAGAGACAUGACAGAGCGAAAGAUCAAUGCCGGCAUCGCUGAGAUGGAAUCACAUAUUCCGUCACACAAGAGCAUGAACAUCGAAGCGUUCUCAGCGUUCAUCGUGGAUUACGAACAUGCGGAUCUCGCCCUGGACGAGUUUUACUAG
Messenger RNA from Fimicolochytrium jonesii, 1617 nucleotides. RefSeq lists its product as uncharacterized. NCBI's taxonomy places the organism in Eukaryota, Fungi, Chytridiomycota, Chytridiomycetes, Spizellomycetales, Powellomycetaceae. The transcript has 6 exons. The record is from RefSeq and is a predicted model, not a curated record. Gene Ontology annotation, molecular function: DNA binding. Gene Ontology annotation, biological process: DNA recombination; DNA integration. The coding region runs from base 1 to 1617 and encodes 538 amino acids.